AGGUUAUAUUGUUAAAUUUAAUAAAGUAAGCAAAUUUUAUAGAAUAUACAUAUACUUGCGAAAGGAAUUUGUGGCCAAUAGAUCUCCCUUGGUCUCACAAGCAAGCUGCCUCCUCUCCUCUCCAUGCUCAUCUUCCACUUUUGCGUUUUUCCUCUUCUUCACCUCUUACUCAGCUCAGACAGCGUUUCGUUUCAGACAUGGACUCGACUCGGAAGCACCAGAUCGACCACCACGAGGAAGACGACGCCACAGCCCUCGAUUUAGGGAUCGACGGUGUAGAGCAUUCUGCUGCCGACGAUCAACCCCAAGAACACGGCUCAACCGCUCCCGCCAUCUCCUCGACGUCGCCACCGCGUCAGCCAUCCGCUCUUACGCUCAAGGAAGAGCCCGGGAAAGAAGAAACCCCUCAGCAACUGAGCGCGAUGCCGGCGGCGGCGUCGUUUCCUUCGAAGCGGUCGACCAAGGACCGCCACACGAAGGUGGAAGGCCGGGGACGGAGGGUCCGGAUGCCGGCCGCCUGCGCCGCCCGGAUCUUCCAGCUGACCCGGGAGCUGGGGCACAGGUCCGACGGCGAGACCAUCCGGUGGCUGCUCGAGCGCGCCGAGCCCGCCAUCAUCGCCGCCACCGGUACCGGCACCGUCCCCGCAGUCGCCAUGUCCGUCGACGGCACUUUCAAGAUUCCCUCCUCCGCUGCACCGGCCAAGUACCCGGAACCCGGAGACCCGCCCGGCAAGAAGAAGCGAAAUCUACCUGCGAACAGCGACUACGUCGUCGUCGGUGAGCACGUGACCUCGCCGAGUUCAACGAUCCUCGCACCGUCAACACAAAAUCACCAGCAGCACCCCCACCACCACUUAUUCCCUCCAGGUUUAGUCCCCAUGUGGGCCAUACCUUCGAACGCCGUCGCUUCCGGAGCUUAUUUCGUGAUCCCACACGUGGCCACCGUCCCAGCACCGGCGGUGAGGCCGAUAUCGUCGUUCGUGGCCGCCAUUCAACAGCACGACGCAACCGUAGCCGCGAAACUCGUUGAAGCUCAAGUAAUCGACUCAGUAUCUCAGGAGAUAGGCGGUGCCAACAUGAGGUCGGACGCCUCGGGGCCGAAACCGGCGAGAGCGACGUCGGUCAUGGCUCCGAGCUCGGUGGCGACGGUGAGCACUCCUCAGGUGCUCCGGGAUUUUUCGCUGGAGAUUCGCGAUAGGCAAGAGCUUAAGCAGGUGAGCGGCACAGCGAAGCAUUAGCGAGGACGCGCGGGGGGAGAAAAGAGAAAAGGUGGGGUCGGGGGUGUUUCCGCCAUUGACGACCUCCUCGGAGCAGCAGGAGCAAGGGCAUUGACCGGCUCGAAGCCGGAAGGGGCGCUAUCUCUUUCUCAUUGGGCUUCGCGAAAGAAGCACGUGGUCACGUGAACGGCGUUAUAGGGGUUCGCACGUGUAAGUUCUGGGUGGGGCCUACAUCCUAGUGGGGAUCACUUACCUUCAUGGCGGACCUCAAUACUCGCACUAAAUGGUCAAUGAAGUUUAAAUUCCAAUUGUCUUGCAAUUGAUGUACUUUGCCGAUUAAUUUUCUCAUGAAUUGCCGACGUGGCGGACAAUGCCCCAUCAUUGCCACUGGAUUCAAUUCAAUAUUAUCAUUUUCCCAAAAAGAAAAAAUUGAAAAUCUCAUUAAUUUAACUAUUAAAUAAAUGCUUAAUGCUCACUUGUAAA
Rhodamnia argentea is the source of this 1700-nucleotide messenger RNA. Its product is annotated as transcription factor TCP9. Gene Ontology annotation, molecular function: DNA-binding transcription factor activity; sequence-specific DNA binding. The coding region runs from base 198 to 1238 and encodes 346 amino acids. The record is from RefSeq and is a predicted model, not a curated record. NCBI's taxonomy places the organism in Eukaryota, Viridiplantae, Streptophyta, Magnoliopsida, Myrtales, Myrtaceae. The transcript has a single exon. Gene Ontology annotation, cellular component: nucleus.